Molecule: messenger RNA, 390 nt
Organism: Engraulis encrasicolus (European anchovy)
Lineage: Eukaryota; Metazoa; Chordata; Actinopteri; Clupeiformes; Engraulidae
Product: serine/threonine-protein phosphatase 2A 56 kDa regulatory subunit delta isoform-like
Exons: 4
Coding region: 82-390 (102 amino acids)
Source: RefSeq, a predicted model, not a curated record
AGGUAAAAGUCAAGAGUGGAAAACGGCAAACGUCCCGGGGGUUAUUCCGUGGAGGACGCGGGAGUACCUCUCAGGAAAAAAAUGCCGAACAAGUCCAAAAAAGACAAGGAAUCCCCAAGAUCUGGCAGGUCCAGAGGGAGAGGAAAAAGCGAGAACCACAACUCAGAAAAUGAGUCCUCCACCAAGAAGGAUGAGAGCGGUGCCCCUCCAACCACCCAGCUGCUGCGCGUGAAGCAGCCCUCCUCGGCCACGGGACUGAAGAAGGAGCGUCGCCUCAGCAACUCCUGCUUCCCCAUCAGCAACAACAGAGAGCUGCAGAGGUUACAGCCCCUCAAAGUUGCAGCAAGGUCCAAAUUACCGACUGGCCCAGACGAGUGUGAGAAGCAGUGA